This is a messenger RNA of Rotaria sordida, 376 nucleotides long. NCBI's taxonomy places the organism in Eukaryota, Metazoa, Rotifera, Eurotatoria, Philodinida, Philodinidae. The record is from the annotation of a GenBank genome assembly.
AUGAUUGACGAUUACAAUACAGGACGUCGAAUAACUUCUUGGGAUGCAAUUGAUCCUCCAAAAUCCUUGGAAACAUCACAAUUAAUGAGAGAAGCUCCUUCAUUGUCCAUGUCAUCACAUAAUGCUCUCGUACCAUAUUCAAAAUAUACUGGUCGAGUUCAUCCACAAUAUAGUAUUGAUCGACGACAAACACAACAAGUACAGUAUCAAACAAAAUCAUCGAAAUCAUCACAACCAAAUUCAACAGACAUCGAAACAGGGUAAAAGAAAAAAAUAUUUAUCAUAUGAAUAAAUAAUUGAUGUGUUUUAUUUGAAAUUAGAUCAAAAUGAGGCAUAAAAUCGAUUAGCAUAAAUCAUGUUCUUGGUUUUAUUCUGG